AUGAAGUCAUUUAACUUUAUUUAAUGUUAGAUAACCAGAGUAAAUAUCGACAUUUAUAUCUAUAAGAGAAAAGAUGAUUCUAAAAAUAUCAGUAUAUUCGUGCUAGCAAAGUGUAGAAAAGUGAAAUAUGACGAAGGAAAAAGUGAUUUUGGCAUAUUCUGGUGGUCUUGACACCAGUUGCAUUUUGAAGUGGCUACUGCAGAAGGAUUACGAUGUGAUCUGCUACAUCGCAAAUAUAGGCCAAGAUGAAGAUUUUGAACAAGCAAGAAAAAAAGCGCUGGAUAUCGGAGCAUCUAAGGUAGUUAUUGAAGACGUCGAAGAAUCCUUCGUAAAAGACUACGUUUGGCCUGCAGUACAAGCUGGACUCGUCUAUGAAUCUAGAUAUUUGCUGGGCACUUCUCUUGCCAGACCCUGCAUUUCCGUAGGUCUUGUGAAAUGUGCCAAAGAGAAUCACGCAAAGUACAUUUCUCACGGUGCGACAGGGAAAGGCAACGACCAGGUGAGGUUCGAGCUCUCCUGCUACUCCUUAUGCCCCGAGAUCGAGAUCAUCGCUCCAUGGCGUAUGGAAGAGUUCACUUCGAGGUUCCAAGGCAGACAGGACCUCAUGAGGUAUGCCGGCGAACACGGCAUUCCCGUGGUAGCCACACUCAAAGCGCCGUGGAGUAUGGACGCCAACCUGAUGCACAUCAGCUAUGAAUCCGGAGUUCUAGAAAAUCCUGCGAACGAACCUCCGAAAGAUUUGUUUUUGAUGACGAAGGAUCUGAAAGACGCCCCAGAAAAACCGACUAGCCUUACAGAUGGCGCUUGCGUAUUUGAGAUUUCUUUUGGACGUCGAAAUACAGUAUAUGGUUGGCUGUGACGUUAACACCUCUCACUUUGACAAAACAGGUUGGAGAUACACUUUAAGGAAGGAUUGCCAACGCUGCUGAAAACAGAUAAUAAAAGCUAUGCGAAACCCUUGGAAAUACUAAGCUUACUCAACAAAAUUGGAGGAGAACAUGGUGUCGGAAGAAUCGACAUCGUAGAAAACAGAUUCAUUGGUAUGAAGUCUAGGGGAGUAUAUGAAACCCCUGGCGGCCACAUUCUUCACACAGCACAUAAGGAUAUCGAACUAUUUUGUUUGGACAAAGAAGUGUACAGGUUGAAACAGAGCUUGUCUGAACAUCUGGCAGACUAUGUAUACAACGGUUUUUGGUUUUCUCCCGAAGGAGAAUAUGUCAGAAAAUGCAUUGCUCUUGCCGAACAAUCCGUGAAUGGCUUUGUCAAAGUUGAAAUUUAUAAAGGAAACGUGACAAUCCUUGGAAGAUCUUCGGAAACAUCGAUGUAUAAUGAAGAUCUCGUGUCAAUGGAUAAACAUUCCAAUUUCAGUCCCAGUGACGCUACCGGUUUCAUCAACAUUCAGGCACUGAGAUUGAAAGAGUAUUAUCGUAUUAAUGCCCGUAUCUCGAAUACAAAAUAAUAAAAUUAUAACUAAAGAAAAAUAUAUAUCCCAACCACAAUAAACAAUUUUAUAUAUAUAUAUAUAUAUAUAUAUAUAUAUAUAUAUAUAUAUAUAGGUGAAAAAUUAAAGCUUCCGCCUUUU
Acanthoscelides obtectus is the source of this 1582-nucleotide messenger RNA. NCBI's taxonomy places the organism in Eukaryota, Metazoa, Arthropoda, Insecta, Coleoptera, Chrysomelidae. The record is from the annotation of a GenBank genome assembly.